GCCCCGCACGGGGCCCCGCCCCGCGGCGGCCGCGCUUCCCAGGGCCCCGGCCCUCCAAGCGCCGCGCGCCGUCCGGAUGGCAGGCUGGGAGGAGGUGAGCGUGUCCGGCUUCGAGGAGUUCAGCCGGGCCGUGGAGCAGCACCACGGCAAGACCAUCUUCGCCUACUUCACCGGCUCCAAGGACGACCGGGGGAAGAGCUGGUGCCCCGACUGCGUGCAGGCUGAACCAGUCGUACGAGAGGGGCUGAAGCAUAUUAGUGAAGGAUGUGUGUUCAUCUACUGCCAAGUGGGAGAGAAACCUUAUUGGAAAGAUCCAAACAAUGACUUCAGAAAACACCUGAAGGUGACGGCAGUGCCUACACUACUUAAAUACGGAACACCUCAAAAACUGGUGGAAUCUGAGUGUCUUCAAGCCAACCUCGUGGAGAUGUUGUUCUCUGAAGAUUAAGAUUUGAUGACGGCAAUUGUGUCUUGAUUUCCUGAUCUGCUCUGUUAUAAAGGCAAUUGCAAACUUGCUUUGAAUUCAUGUUAGCAAUAAAUAAAUGAUGAUGUAAAAAAAACAAA
Messenger RNA from Ailuropoda melanoleuca (giant panda), 564 nucleotides. RefSeq names its product thioredoxin domain containing 17 (gene TXNDC17). The record is from RefSeq and is a predicted model, not a curated record. Bases 77 to 448 code for a protein of 123 amino acids. Gene Ontology annotation, molecular function: protein-disulfide reductase [NAD(P)H] activity. Gene Ontology annotation, cellular component: cytosol. NCBI's taxonomy places the organism in Eukaryota, Metazoa, Chordata, Mammalia, Carnivora, Ursidae. The transcript has 4 exons.